Molecule: messenger RNA, 2796 nt
Organism: Closterium sp. NIES-65
Lineage: Eukaryota; Viridiplantae; Streptophyta; Zygnematophyceae; Desmidiales; Closteriaceae
Source: the annotation of a GenBank genome assembly
AUGCAGGUUAUUGUGCAAAUACUCCAUAGCGUAAACUCGUGGCGAAGAUCGAAUCGCAACCGUUCGCCCAAACGUGACCCUCCCCUCGCCCUCGCUUUCCUUUCCCACGCUUCCGCUCUCUUUCGCCCGCGUCGUCGCCAUCGCUUCCGCAGCUCGUCGCGUGCCCGUCGCCCUCGCUCCGCGCGUCGCCUUCACUUCUCCCUCGUCGCCUUCACUCCCCCCCCCCCUCUUCCGUUGCCUUCAUUUCCCCCUCCCGUCGCCUUCACUUCCCCCUCCCGUCGCCUUCACUUCCCCUCCCGUCGCCUUCAUUUCCCCCUCCCAUCGCCUUCAUUUCCCCCUCCCGUCGCCCUCACUUCCCCCUCCCGUCGCCUUCACUUCUCCCCCCCGAUGCCUUCGAUUCCCCCUCUCGUCGCCUUCCACGCCUGCCGCACUCGCUUUCCCCCCGUCACACUCGCUUCCCCACCCGUCACCUUCACUUCCCCUCCCAUUGCCUUUCACUCUCUCCUGCUCAAUCUCUUUCCCCCUGCUCACUCUCUUCCCCCCUGCUCACUCUCUUUCCCCCUGCUCACUCUCUUCCCCCCUGCUCACUCUCUUCCCCCCUGCUCACUCGCUUCCCCCCUCCUCAAUCUCUUUCCCCCUGCUCACUCGCUUCCCCCCUCCUCAUUCUCUUUCCCUCUGCUCACUCCCCUUGUUCUAACCCCACUUUCCCCAUUUCUCACCCAUUUCCCCCCUUCACGCUCUCUUACCCCCUCUGCUCGCCCCUGUUUUCCCGACUCAUGCCUAUACUCACUCUCUCCCCCCCGCUCACUCUCUUCCCCCCUGCUCACUCUCUUUCCCCUUGCUCACUCUCUUUCCCCCCUUCUCACUCUCUUUCCCCCUUCACGCUCUCUUUCCAUCCCUUCCGCUUGUUGCCCCCCUUUGUCUCGUGCUCGUCCCCUCGCAAUCCCCGUCUCUCUCUCCCCCCGUCGCCCUCCCUUCCACUCCUCGUUGCCCUCGCCAUCCCUCCCUUCUCCCUUCCCAUCUCGCACACUUGUCACGCCCCCUUUCCAACCCGCACAUACACCCUUCCUUUCUUCCCUGUUUCCUCGUAUCCCCUGCGCUGCUUCCCCCCAUCCUCCGACUUGCUCCCCCCAUCCCCUUCCCUGCUUCCCCCCAACCCCUUCCCUGCUCCCCCCCAUCCCCUUCCCUGCUUUCCCCCUUCCCCUUCCCUGCUUCCCCCCGUCCCCUUCCCUCCUUCCCCCGUCCCCCUUCCCCCGUCCCCCUCCCAGCAUCCCCCCAUCCGCUUCCCUGCUCACCCCCAUCCCCUUCCCUGCUCCCCCCCAUCCCCUUCCCUGCUUCCCCCUAUCUCCUUCCCUGCUUCCCCCUAUCGCCUUCCCUGCUCACCCCUGCUCCCUCUGUUUCACCCUUGCUCCCUCCCCUUCUUCUCUGCUCACUCUCUUCCCCCUUGCUCACUCUCUUUACUUCUGCUCACUCUGUUCCCCCUUGCUUCCUCUCUUCCCCUCUGUUCAAUCUGUCCCCCGCUGCUUCUUCUCUUCCCCUUUGCUCAUUCCGUUUACUGUCUUUCCCCCUUCACUCACCCCCAUACCCCCCAAUGCAGCUACAGCAAGCAUGCAAAAGAAUGACAACUGGCAAAUGAGGAAGGGAGGAACGGAGGAAGGGAGGAAGGGAGGAAGUGAGGAAUGCAGGAAUGAAGGAAGGGAGGAAGUGAUGAUGGGAGGAAGGGAGGUAGGGAGGACGCUUGGGGGAGAAGCAGAAGGGAGGGGAGGAAGAGAGGUUGGGGAGGAGGGUGGGGAGGAGGGUGGGGAGGAGGGUGGGGAGGAGGCUGAGGAGGAGGGUGAGGAGGAGGGUGGGGAGGAGGGUGGGGAGGAGGAGGAGGGUGGGGAGGAGGGUGGGGAGGAGGGUGGGGAGGAGGGUGGGGAGGAGGGUGGGGAGGAGGGUGGGGAGGAGGGUGGGGAGGAGGGUGGGGAGGAAGGUGGGGAGGAGGCUGGGGAGGAGGCUGGGGAGGAGGCUGGGGAGGAGGGUGGGGAGGAGGCUGGAGAGGAGGGUGGGGAGGAGGGUGGGGAGGAGGGUGGGGAGGAGGGUGGGGAGGAGGGUGGGGAGGAGGGUGGGGAGGAGGGUGGGGAGGAGGGUGGGGAGGAGGGUGGGGAGGAAGGUGUGGAGGAGGGUGGGGAGGAGGCUGGGGAGGAGGCUGGGGAGGAGGCUGGGGAGGAGGCUGGGGAGGAGGGUGGGGAGGAGGCUGGAGAGGAGGGUGGGGAGGAGGUUGGGGAGGAGGCUGGGGUGGGGCGGAAUGGGGUGGGGCAGAAAGGGGUGGGGCGGAAUGGAGUGGGGCAGAAAGGGGUGGGGCGGAAUGGGGAGAGGGAUGGGGAGGUGAGGGAUGAGGAGAUGAGGGAUGGGGAGAUGAGGGAAGGGGAGAUGAAGAAUGGGGAGAUGAGGGAAGGGGUAAUGAAUGAGCGUGUAUGCGACGGAAGGGUGCUGCUGACCACGCACCCUCCCACACCCCACGCAAUGGGAAGGGAUGAGAGGGUGGGCGGCAUGGGUAGAGAAGCGAUGGUGAAGAGGGGGAACGUGAUGGGCAGGGGAGUGAUGAUGACGUGGAAAGAGGAGGAGAGAAGGGAGGUCGGCGGGAAGGCUAAGCAAGGACAAUGGGAGGGCAAGCGUGGGCGACAGUGGCAGUGGGCGACGGUGGCGGUGGGCGACGGUGGCGGUGGGCGACGGUGGGGAGAAGCGUGGGCGACGGUGGGGGGAAGCGUGGGCGACGGUGGGGGGAAGCGUGGGCGACGGUGGGGGGAAGCGUAG